Molecule: messenger RNA, 3493 nt
Organism: Saccostrea cuccullata (small rock oyster)
Lineage: Eukaryota; Metazoa; Mollusca; Bivalvia; Ostreida; Ostreidae
Product: transforming acidic coiled-coil-containing protein 3-like
Exons: 14
Coding region: 5-3202 (1065 amino acids)
Biological process (GO): mitotic spindle organization; cell population proliferation; cerebral cortex development
Cellular component (GO): cytoplasm
Source: RefSeq, a predicted model, not a curated record
CAAAAUGACAGUGCAGAAUUCUCCACUGUCAGCCGCUGGUAGAAAAGAGCAAGAUUUGCCAGAUGUUAAUGGAAAAGAAGCUGAUGUUAGUGAAGUGGCGGAGGAAAAUAUGAGAGAGGACAACAGCCCCAAAGAAACUUUUCAGUCAAAAGAGGAAGAUGAGAGGAAAGAAGUUCCAGGCUCAACAGAGGAAAAGAAUGGAAAGUCAGAGGAAGUGCAGGAUAAGGAGGAAACUGUAACAGAAAAUAUAACACAGGGAUCCUCAUCUCCAAAACUGCCGAUCAGCAAGGGCAGCUACAAUAUUGACUUUGACAAACUGGAUGACAUCAAUCCAUUUGCUACUAAGGUGGCAGUGCAGAAUUCUCCAGUGACGUCUGCUAAUGGCCAAGUGCAGAAUUCUCCUAAAGCUGACGGAAAGGAAGUAGAAGAGGAUGAUGAGAGAAAGGAAGGCAAUACUUCACUCUCUGAGUUUCAGAGUGUGAAAGACAAUCCAUUCAUUAGACUGAUCGAAUCUCCAGCCAUAAAAGAAAAGAAAAAAGAAUUAGCUUUGGAGUCCAUCGUUGCUGAGCAGUCGGAGGAUAUCUUCAGCCAAAGUUUUGAAGACAUAGAUCCUUUUCAGCCUAAGAAGCAGCUGAUGAACAGUCCAGAAGUGUCCAGAAAGACAGAGAAGUCCAAUGUUCAGGACACAUGUGUACCUUCAAAUUCUCCCAAGAAUCAUGUAAAGUCUAGGAAUGUUGAAAUUUCUCUGGAAGAAGAACAUCUCUCUCAAAGUGCAGGGUUAAAUAAUGUCCUAACAAAUGAAGUAAGUGUAAGGAAAUCUCCUGAGUCUGAAAUCAAAGAAAAGAAAGAUUUGGGUUCUGCUGAAAUUGAUGGCAGCAUUGAUCCAUUUGCAACAAAGGCCACUGUGAUGAAUACUCCUCCCAAGAGAGAGGAAGAUGACAAACUAGAUCCAUUGAUGAAGCAAAUGUCAAACUCUCCAGUAAAAUCAGCAUUCAAUGAUGUUAAUCCAUUUGCUACUAAGUCUAAAGUAGUCAAUUCCCCAGCUCCAAAUUCAUGUGAAAAUGAGAAGAAUCCAUUUGAAACCAAGUCAAAAAUUGUGAACAGUCCAGAAAACAAGAGUUUACAAUCAGAGGAGCCUGAUCCCUUUGUAACAGUGUCUAAAGUCGCAAAUUCUCCGGCGAAAGAAGCUUUGACUGAAAACGUGGAUCCGUUUGCAACAAAGUCUAAAGUUGUCAACUCUCCUUUGCAGAACACUGAAGAAAGUGAAAAAGAUCCUUGUGGGACCAAAUCAAAAGUUGACACUUCUCCUCCUGCAAAAUUACCUGAGGAAGACUUAGACCCAUUUGCAACAAAAGCAAAAGUUGCUAAUUCCCCAGCACAAAAGAAUGUAGAUGAUGAAUUUGACCCUUUUGCAACCAAGUCUAAGGUUGCAAACUCCCCUUCUGUACAAAAUUCAUGUAAUGAGGUUGAUCCCUUUGCAACAAAAUCAAAGGUUGCAUUUUCACCAGCUGGAAAAUCAGAAGACAUUAACCCAUUUGAAAGUAAAUCAAAGGUUGCUAACUCUCCUGCAGUAAAGGCAGAUGAAGGAAAUCCUUUUGCAACAAAGUCUAAAGUUGCAAACUCCCCAGCAAAAACAUCAAAUCUAGAAAAUAUGGACCCAUUCACAUCAAAUUCAAAAAUUGCAAACUCACCACAAGUGUGCAAAAAACCAGCAGAUGAUUCUUCCAGACAAAAUAAUGAUCCUUCCGUUACAAAAAGUAAUGUAGAGGAAUUACCCACCAAAGACAAUGUUGAAACAGCCUCAGAAAAACAGGGAAAGAAUCAUUUUGAGAAGCUUUUGAUGGACAGUGAGAAGUGUGAUAGUCCAUUCUCAGGUCUGAAUGCUAACAAAAUGCAGGAUGCUUCUUUCCGACUUCAGAAUGAUCCAUUCAAGACCCCCACUGGUUCUGCUAAAAAGACCCCCAAAAAGAGCUGCCCCUUCACCAAUAUGAGUGAGUUUGGUUUGAGUGAUGAUGACUUCAAGCCAGCCAGUUCUACAUUGUUUAGUGAUCCUGCUGACUUUGACAUCUUGGAACAGUUUGGCAGCAAUAAGGGGAUUGCUGAAUCGGCCCUGUCACGGAUGUCACUUUAUGUUAAAUUUGACCCCUUGGUGGACCUCCCUGUUGCAGAUCCCCGUCGAGCCAGUAUUGAUGUCAGGAGAAUGAGUAUGAAGCGAGGAGGUACUUUUGACCCCAGACUCCGACAGCUAGAGCCAGAGGAAAGCAUGCUUUUGAUGGGGACACCACCACGAGGUCCCAGUCAGAGCCGCGUGGUGCCGGUGGUGAAGAAUCAGACACCAGUCAACACGAAAACGGUCACCUCUAAUGACCUACUUUGUUCAGAUAUACCAGAGGGCAGGACGGAAGUAACAAAUGUGAUCAAGGACACCUUGUCUCUAAAUCAGACAGAGGGAGAUGGAAUCAUUGAGGUUUUGCAAUAUACAGAGGCAGACAUCUCUCGGAUCAAACAAACGUUGGCCUUGGAAUUCCAAGGCAUAUUACUGGACAAUCAAAAAGAAUGGAGUCAAAAGUUAGCAGAGGAGGAGAAAAAACACAGUAAAAAGUUGGAAGAGGUGAAGGUACAGAUGAGUCAAGAAAUCGAAAAGAAUCGGGCACAGUGUCAGAAGGCAGAGGACAAGGUCAAACAAAUGGCUUCUGUAGUCCAGGAAUUUGAGACCAUGAUCAAUGAGUUUGUAGAGGAAAGAGAAAAAUUAAAAACUGAAUUGAAACAAGUAAAACAAGAGCUACAGAAGGCCAAUGAACAGACCUCACAAGAGUCCAAGGCUGUGGACACAUUAGAAGCCUCCUUCUCAGCUCUGCACAAAAGAUACGGCAAAACCAAAGAAAUACUGGAGAAUUCUCUAAAGAAUGAAGAAACCCUGAAGGCCUGUGUGGAGGAUUACAUGGGGAGAUUAAAGAAGGCGGACGAACAAAUCCUUAAAGUCAAACAAAUGGCCGAGGAGAAAUUAAAGGCAGCACAUGAAGAACUUGAGAAGGUCAAGUCCAAUUCAAUGUCAGAAACAGCCCGACUGGAGGCUUUGGUGAAACGCAAAGAGAUGCAGCUGGAGAGCAAAGAGAAAGCCCUAGAACAGAAGAGUAAGGAAUUUAAUGACUUGUCAGAUAUUUGUGAUCAACUGAUGCAGAAGCUGGAAUCCAGACAGUGAAUAUCAUUGUUCAUGAAUUUUAGACUGAAAGACAUGUUUAUAGAAAACCCCAUUUUAUUUUCAAUCAUGGAAAAUUGUGCUCGUGAGAGAAGUAGUGCUGUAAUGUAUGUGGAUGUUACAAUGAGUACUGUAAAUGUUUGCACAACUCAGAUAUUUAAAAGUAACUUGAAGUUCACAGUACAUUGACACUAUGUGUUCAUGAGUGUGAACAUGAGAAAUUGAUGUUCAUGAAAUAUACAGGAUAAUAAUCAGAUGUUUUUAUUGCGUGUUCUUUGCAUAAAAUAUUAUUCA